Messenger RNA from Limulus polyphemus (Atlantic horseshoe crab), 1078 nucleotides. RefSeq lists its product as uncharacterized. NCBI's taxonomy places the organism in Eukaryota, Metazoa, Arthropoda, Merostomata, Xiphosura, Limulidae. The transcript has 3 exons. The record is from RefSeq and is a predicted model, not a curated record. Bases 95 to 1078 code for a protein of 327 amino acids.
AUUUAUGCACGUGGCCUUGUAUAGCGCGCUGUUCGAUUUUACGUGAACUCUCGUGUUUAGGAUUGAAGAACACCUGAGGGAUGUGCCACUCAUCAUGACUUACACCCUGCCUGAGCUUGUAGACCUUGCUCUGUGUUCGCCUGAAGUGGGUGCAGUGAACUUCAACAUCCUAAGAACAGUGCUGCUAACAAUUAUUGAAGAAACAGAUUUAAAUGACAUUGUAGUAGACAUCUUUGAAGACACACAAUAUAAUGGUUCACUCUCUCCACAUUCUGCAAAACUAGUAAAAGGUGUUUCAGAAGCAUCUUUGAAAUUAAGAAGCAGUUUCGAAAAACAUAAUUCGAUAACCAAAAAUGUUCUCGUUACUGGCACUGAUAAUUCUGAGUCUCCACCAGUACCUACAGAUGACUUAAAACAAAGUGAUAAACCAUGCCAGGAUUUAUUGGAAGAAAGAAGUUUACAAGGCAGAGGGUCUGAUAAAAUACGGCAGAAUGUAGAUGACAAUCUGGAACCUAUGCCUUUUCCUGAUCAAAAGCUGCUUGUAAAUUUAAAACAGGAGCCUUUAACAGUUCCAUAUUUACCUAGUGAUGAGAAUAAUAUUCAGUCAAAUCAUUCAAAAUAUGACUUGAAGUCUCCAAAGAAAUUUAAAAACAGUAAAUACUUCCGAAAGUUACAUAAUAGUUACAUGAUAAACAUUGCCAGGAACAUGGGCCUUACUGAUAAUGAUGUGAUCAGAACAAUUGAAACUUCUAUCUGGGGACUUCAAAACAGGGUGACAGACCUUGAGAAAGCUGUUGAGGAACUACAAGUUCUAUCCACCAAUGAGCUGUCUUCAACUGCUAAACUAACAGGAGAUGAAAAUCUAACUUUGAUAUCAAAUCUACGGGAGACUACAAGUUUUUCUAGUCAAGUGGAUGGCACUGAGGCUGGGUUAAAAAGGCAUCUAAAACCAAGCUUGCAGUCAACUGUCGACAUCAGUGUUACACUUACAAUAGAAGAUGCAUUAGGAAAGCUAGCUUUAAAACCAUCAUCAGCUAACAAUUUUGUCCAUGUUGCUACAGAGAAUGUUCCUUCUUAA